This is a messenger RNA of Vanessa atalanta (red admiral), 3136 nucleotides long. RefSeq names its product polycomb protein suz12-B (gene Su(z)12). The record is from RefSeq and is a predicted model, not a curated record. The coding region runs from base 41 to 2317 and encodes 758 amino acids. Lineage: Eukaryota; Metazoa; Arthropoda; Insecta; Lepidoptera; Nymphalidae. Gene Ontology annotation, molecular function: chromatin DNA binding. The transcript has 9 exons. Gene Ontology annotation, cellular component: nucleus; ESC/E(Z) complex.
UUGGCGGUUUCAGUACUAAGUUGGCUAGGUGAAACCUAAAAUGCCCCCAAAGAAGCGUGAUAAAGAUAGUGAAACAAACAAAAACUCUAAAAUCGAUCACUUACAGGCUGACCAUGAGUUAUUCUUACAAGCUUUCGAAAAACCAACACAAAUAUACAGAUUUUUACGGACGAGAAAUAUGUUAUCGCCUAUUUUCUUAAACAGGACGUUGUCCUACAUGAAGCGUCGAAUGUCAAGAAGUAAUAAAGGUCGCAUCGGUUUUAAAGUUGAUUCUUUACUGGAAAAGAUAACCGUGAAAAAGAGUACUGAGCUGCAGCCCAAUAGCUUAGGAGGUUACAUGACUUUAACGUUUUUGGGAUUUUACGACAAAAGCUUAGACGAUCCCAGAGAUUUCCAAGUUAAAGUAGAAACUUUAUUAUUAAAGAUAUGUCACAAAAAGAGAAAGGAGAGCUCUUCAGCCAUUGUGGAGGUUUCAGUUGGCAGUUGUUCAGUUCCUCUUAACCCUUCAACAUCAGAACCUCCAGCAAUGGCUUCAGCAGUCAGCAUUUCAAGUGAUACCUUCAGUCCCUCCCAGGGACCUAAUGUUAAGUCUUAUAUGCUAAUGCUAAGGGUCACAGUCACUAAAGCAUCUGCAAACACCAAUGGAGCAAGUUCUACAGAAAUUACAAAUGGUGAAAGUGAUGAACCGCUGACAAAACGUCUUAAAUCAUCGACAGACCUAAACUCGCCAAGCAUGGAUAAUAAAUGGAGCAAGCUCUAUGGCAGUGAACUCAUUGUCUAUGACAAACAUAAUCGCUGUCUUCUUACUAAUGGGGAGUAUGACCUAGUAUUACAUGACGUCACUCCCGGUGGUAGGAGUGCCACCAUCGCGAGGUCUCCACAUAAAGCACUAAUGGCUCAGUGGGAAACAAUUCCUAAUGAAAAUGACGUUCAUUCAGAAUCAAACCCAUUCAAUAUAUUCAAAGUGAGACCACUCUUAAAACUAAAACUAAGCUGGAGUCAAGAGCCAACAAAUGGCUUAGUGAACCGACCUAAACUCUAUCAACAAGCCGGAGAAGCUAAUGGUAUAAAGAAAGAACCAUGUUCUACGAAAGAAAAACUUUCUUCACAAAAAUGUUCUAUAAGUGAAAUCAAAAAUGGCGAAAAAUUAAAAACGGAGACAAACGACGGCGACUCAAAACGUCAGCAGAUCAUCUAUCAGUUCCUAUACAACAAUAACUCAAGGCAGCAGACGGAGGCAUGUGACGACUUACACUGUCCGUGGUGUUCACUAGAUUGUGGCACUCUCUACUCAUUGCUCAAACAUCUGAAACUGUGUCACUCGCGAUUUAAUUUUACGUAUUUCCCGAUCCCGGGCGGCGCGCGCAUCGACGUGUCCAUCAACGAGCUGUACGACGGCUCGUACACGGGCAGCCCGCACGACCUGGUGGCGGCGGGCGGGCGCGCGGCGGGCGGGCCCCGCGCCGGCCCCACGCGGCGCGCGUGCCUCACGCACCUGCUGGUGUGGCGCCCGCGCGCGCGCCGCCGCGCCACGCGCCUCAGCCUCGCCGAGUUCCUGGAGCUGGACGACGCCGACGCGGCCGACGCGCAGCGCCCCUACCUCACGGGCCACAACCGAUUAUACCAUCACACGAUCACCUGUCUUCCAGUCUACCCGAAUGAACUAGACAUCGACUCGGAGAGUGAAACUGACCCGCUGUGGCUUCAACAGAAGACCAUGAUGAUGAUCGACGAGUUCACGGACGUUAACGAGGGUGAAAAGGAGUUAAUGAAGAUGUGGAAUUUGCACGUAAUGAAGUACAAUUACGUCGGAGACUGUCAGAUACCGCUAGCUUGCCAAAUGUUCUUGCAAAUGAAAGGGAAAGAACUACUCGAAAAGAAUCUGUACAGAAACUUCAUACUCCACAUGUGCUCAUUGCACGACUUCGGACUGCUCAGUCCGGUCGCGCUCUACCAAACUGUGCAAAUGCUCAACCAAAUGUUAGCGGAUAAUGCCGAGGCCAAAGAAAAGAUGCGCGAUUCCCUAAAAGCGCAGAGAGAACAUUGGAACGCCGUGGGAAAGUACCAACAACCUGUGAUCAUAGAACAAAAACCUCCGACCACAUCCGUGAAGUUAAACAACGUCGAAGCCUCCCCAUCGGUCAGACGAAAAACCUCGAACCUCCAGAACGCCAAUAGAAUGGCGAGCACUAGUUCUAAUUUUACCAAAUCGGCCAGUCCCGGGCCGAGCAACGGCGACAGUAAGCGGAAAAUGUCAUCCGGCAGUAUACAGAGUCGCAAACGGUCGUCGAUAUCGGAGAGAAAGAGCUCCGUAUAGCGAAUGUUCAGUAUUUUAUCGGAUCAAGAACUGGUCUCCGUAUUCGAGGCUUUUAGUACAACCUGGAAGUGAUAUUAUUUUCAGGAAUUUCGGACACCUAUUCUGUUCAGAGACCAAUCGUUAUUUAGUCUCGCAGUUCAAUAUUGUUUUAUCAUUGGCGCCAUAUCAAUUUAGGUUUAAAACGAACCUGUUAUUGUCAUUAAUUGACUAGUUAUUCUUUGGGUACUGCCGUUAAUUAUAAGUUUUAGAUACCAGUCCAUUAAAUGGAUGUCAAUAUAUAAGUUUAAAUUAUGACAUAUUAUUUUGCCGAUCUUGGAUCUCCUCUCUUAAAAGCUAUGUAUUAUUUUGUUAUUUACAACAAAUACUAGACACUUCUAUGAUACAUAAUAUAGAAUACUGUAAUAAUUUCUAAUCAAUAGACUGAUGGAAAAUAAAGACUACAAAUUGCGCUCCCAGUGUUAUAAGGACAUACAUAAAUAAACGUAACGAAUUGAUUGCAAUAAUAUACAAAAUAAGGUAACUUAAUGCGUUGCAAAUCUUCCGGAAUUAACGAUAAACUGUUGCUGUGGUACCAAUUUUUAUUAACAUAGUCAUUAGGAAAAUCUCAGAAUAGCAAUAAACAGUUGAACUUUUCAAUGAAGUAAAAUAUAGAUUAAAAAGGGUCUUAUUAGAUAGUAAAUUAUUAAUGAAGCGUCUCGUGUCGCUAGCCGUUGUUCAAAUACUGGAUUCGAAGCACUUCCAAGAAACAUUAAAGACUGCAAUGCAAUAUUGCCUUAUAUUUUUCUCAAUCAUGGUCUCGGGUGAAUGUAAUGUGAUUGU